AUGGCAAUUACACUCUUCUAUCUAGCUAACAACAAUGAAAUCCUCUCUAAAGUUAGAGAGGAGAUAGACAGUGUUGCUGAACGAGGCCAAAUGCUGGAAUUUGAAGAUGUCAAUAAGUUAGUUUAUAUGCAGAUGGUCAUCAAAGAAUGUAUGAGAGUGAAGCCUCCUGUUCGAGGUGUUGGGCGGGUCUGUGCUAAAGAUAAUGUGUCUGUGAAUGGCCUGAAUAUUCCUAAAGGAGCGGAUAUCUUUAUACCCAUUAUGGCACUUCACCACGAUUCAAGACAUUGGGACAAGCCAGAAGUUUUCAAUCCUGAACGUUUUUCAUCUGGAUCCAAGGUUAAAAGCUUCUCAUAUUUACCAUUCAUGGCUGGACCAAGGAGUUGUAUUGGCAAAAACUUUGCUAUGCUGGAAGCAAAAAUGAUCAUCUCUCGAGUUGUGCAAGAGUUUGACAUAGAAAAUCCUUACACUGAAAUCACAGAUUUGGAAACUCAUGGACUGAUCACUGCUAGACCCCUUGAUGGAGUCAAACUUAAACUGAACCCCAGGUUUAUUUCAUAG
Bolinopsis microptera is the source of this 558-nucleotide messenger RNA. Its product is annotated as cytochrome P450 3A16-like. The coding region runs from base 1 to 558 and encodes 185 amino acids. The transcript has a single exon. Gene Ontology annotation, molecular function: heme binding; iron ion binding; oxidoreductase activity, acting on paired donors, with incorporation or reduction of molecular oxygen. Lineage: Eukaryota; Metazoa; Ctenophora; Tentaculata; Lobata; Bolinopsidae. The record is from RefSeq and is a predicted model, not a curated record.